UCUCAUUUUUUCUGUUAUGAUGAAAUAAAUUUUGUUGGUUUUUUAAUCAAAUGAAAAAAAAAUGUCCGAUUCCAAAGAAGUUUUUGUGAAAACCGAAAAUAUCAAAGAAAAAUUGGAACGUGAAAAAAUUCGUGAACGUUUAGAAACACAACGUGAAAAACGAAGAUUAUUGGAAAAAUUUCGUAAAGCCAAAACCAUUGAUGAUGAUGAAAAUAAAAGCGACAAUGAAGAAGAUGCAGCUGAAUGGUAUCAACGCACUAAACAUCAACAUCAGAAACGAAUAUCGAAACAGGUAACGACCGAUGAUAAUAAUGAUGGUGAACCAUCAUCAAGUAAACGAUCAAAAAUAAUUGAUAAACAUCAUCGUUAUACAUCAUCCGAUCUAAAAGGUUUAGCCAUUGGCCAUAAAGCUGAUUCUAUACAAGAAGGAAAACAAAUUGUUCUAACAUUACGAGAUAAAGAUGUCUUGGAUGAACAGGAAGAUGUAUUGGAAAAUGUAAAUAUUGUUGAUGAUGAACGUGCAGCGAAAAAUGUCGAUAAUAGAAAAAAACGACCAGAAUACCGGCCAUAUGAUGAUGAUGAAUUUGACAUGCAACAAGAACAAUUUCUGGCUAGUAAAAAACAAUCAUUACUUGGAAAAUAUGAUGAAGAAAUUGAUGGACCAAAAAAUGAAAUGUUUCGUAUUGGAUCCACAAUAAAUACUCGAAAUAAUCAACUUGGUUCAUUCAAAAUGGAUGCCGAUACUUCUACGACAACAACAACGACAACGGGUAGUAAUGGAAAAAUUUCAUUAAAUUGGAAUGAUCUUAAAAUUGCAAAUGAAUAUUAUACAGCCGAAGAAAUGGCUGUAAAAUUUAAGAAACCAUCAAAGAAAAAAGCAGCAAAAAAUCUACGACAAAAACAACAACCAUUAACAACGAAUCAUCAUCAAAUGCCUGAUGUUGAAAUUGAACCACCACGUUCGAAAAGAUCACGUCGAACCAAUGUGAAUGAUUCGAUAAAUGAAAAGAAAAAAAUUGCAUUAAAUAUCGAUAGUAUCGCCGAUAAUAAUGAUGAUGAUCUUAUUGGACCGGAUGAAGAUCUUUCCGGUAUUGUUAUCGAUGAUGAAGCGGAAAAUGAAUUACAAUCAGUAUUGCAAAAAGCACGAAAAAUUAAAUUGAAAGAAACAAUAUCUGAUCCAGCAUUGGCUGUUGUAAAAUUGGUGGAAAUGGUUAAACGUGAAAUAAAACCAGAAGAAGAUGAUAAUACGAAUCACUCAUCAAUGGAUAAUGAUUAUGAUGGUAAUGAUAAAAUCAUUUUAAAUGCAACAGCUGAAUUUUGUCGAAAUCUUGGUGAAUAUUCUGGAACACAAAUGGAAAUGUACAAUCGUCGUACAAUGAUCGAUGAUGAUGAUGAUGAUGAUCACGAUAAUGACGAUAAUGAUGGUGGUGAUGAAAAACCUGCCACUAUAGUACAGGAAAAAACUGUCAUCAAUAAUGAUGAAAAUUCAAAUGAUGAAGAUGAUGAUGAUUUUAAAUUUCCAAAUAAUUGGAAUGAAGUUGAUAUGAAAACCGAAGAUAAUGGUGGUAAUACAUCCGAUGAUGAUGAUAAUGAUGAUAAACCAUACGAUGCUGAUGAUGGUGAUAAAAAUUCAAAAAUUCAUCAGCCAAUUUUAGAAGAAGAACCAGAUGUUAGUAAAGGUAUUGCCGGUGCCUUGAAAUUGGCAAUGACCAAAGGUUAUCUGGACAAAGAAACAUCAAAAUCAUUUGGAGCAACCCGAGCCACAUCAAUCAUACAAGCACAAUCAUAUACGAUUGAAGAAAAAUUCUAUGAUGAUGAUCGACUUGGACGUCGUGAUCGAUAUUCUGGUGCUAUGCAAGAAUUUCGUGAAAAAGAUGGUUAUAAUCCAGAUUUUAAACUAGAUUAUGUGGAUGAAAAAGGUCGAAUGAUGAAUCAAAAAGAAGCGUUCCGUUAUCUUUCGCAUAAAUUUCAUGGUAAAGGACCAGGAAAGAAUAAAAUUGAUAAACGAAUGAAAAAAAUGGAACAAGAAAGUAAAUUACGUCAAAUGAGCUCAACAGAUACACCAUUGAAUACGGUAAAAUUACUACAAGAUAAACAAAAAGAAUUACAAAACCAUAUAUUGUUCUUACUGGUGGUGGUCAACAACAACAACAACAUAAAUCAUCUACAUCCACAUCAUCAUCGACACAAAUAUCAAAAAUGAUAAUU
This is a messenger RNA of Dermatophagoides farinae (American house dust mite), 2208 nucleotides long. Its product is annotated as U4/U6.U5 tri-snRNP-associated protein 1. Gene Ontology annotation, cellular component: U4/U6 x U5 tri-snRNP complex. Lineage: Eukaryota; Metazoa; Arthropoda; Arachnida; Sarcoptiformes; Pyroglyphidae. Gene Ontology annotation, biological process: maturation of 5S rRNA; mRNA cis splicing, via spliceosome. The record is from RefSeq and is a predicted model, not a curated record.